This is a messenger RNA of Cooperia oncophora, 606 nucleotides long. The record is from the annotation of a GenBank genome assembly. Lineage: Eukaryota; Metazoa; Nematoda; Chromadorea; Rhabditida; Trichostrongylidae.
AUGACGAUCAGGCCGUCAACUUCUGAUGCUCCGGCUGCAUCCAUCUCAUCUACAGAGAAUUUCGACAGCUUGGACAUGCUCGAGAGGCAUUUCGAGCCGUCCUUCGACCAAAUCGGCAAUAAUCGCCUGCAGAACAUUCUCGAAAUGGACCUACCCCGACCGAAGGCGCUCCUUUCACAUCACGGUUACGAAGUGGGACAAGGCGCUAUCGCAGGUGGCGCAGUUGCCGUUGUUGUCGUCAUUUGCGUCGGAUUUCUUCUUGUACUUCUUGUGAUUGGAGUGCUGAAAAUGAGAGAUACGCCCUUACCGCGUCGACGAAAGAACAAACGACAGGAUGACGGUAUGGCUUGGGAUGAUUCUGGAAUGAAUAUCACCGUGAAUCCAUUGGAUGAUGUGGAGAAGCAUGUCGUCGAGGAUGAGUUCAGCGAGGACGACGAAAGUACUGAUGGAGAGGAAAGUGAUGAAGAGUUCCGAGAAGAAGAGGAGCUGUCCGACGAGGAGGUUGAACCGGAGGUCCUUCCACAUCUAGAUGGUCAACGCAACACACUGGAAUGGGACGAUGAUGCCGUCAUGGCCACCACAAAUGCCCGCUCCUAUAGGGUCUGA